This is a messenger RNA of Harmonia axyridis, 1184 nucleotides long. Its product is annotated as paired mesoderm homeobox protein 2-like. The transcript has 4 exons. Gene Ontology annotation, molecular function: RNA polymerase II transcription regulatory region sequence-specific DNA binding; DNA-binding transcription factor activity, RNA polymerase II-specific. Bases 205 to 888 code for a protein of 227 amino acids. Lineage: Eukaryota; Metazoa; Arthropoda; Insecta; Coleoptera; Coccinellidae. Gene Ontology annotation, biological process: regulation of transcription by RNA polymerase II. The record is from RefSeq and is a predicted model, not a curated record.
GAAGAAUUGAAACUGUGUGGUUUGAUAACUCACUCUAAUAUAUAUGGCCGAUGGAGUUCAACUACACGUUAAGCUGGGAUGGAUAGUAUUCCUCCUUAUAGUCGUCAAUAUUAUAAUGGUGAUGGGGUGAAGAAGUUAAUGAGGUGAUUCAGGGAAGACCCAAAGUUGUGCACUUUAAUCUGCAUUCCCCAAGAUUGGUAUCAGAUGAAUGACCCUUUUUCAGCAAGGGUGUGGAAUUUCACAGGAAUAUGUUUGGUUUGGCAGGUUUGUCUUUUUGAAGAUAAGAGGAUUCUUCUUGUUUUAACUGGAAUUGCAACAGAAGCGUCCAAAUUUUCAGAUUCUUCGGAUUCUCCUCUACAUGAAGGUAAAAAAAAACCUAGAAGGAAUAGAACAACCUUUACAACUGCACAAUUGACGGCUUUAGAAAAAGUAUUCGAAAAAACUCAUUAUCCUGAUGCGUUUGUGAGAGAAGAUCUUGCAAAUAAAGUCAGUUUGACAGAAGCUAGAGUCCAGGUAUGGUUCCAGAAUAGAAGAGCAAAAUUCCGACGCAACGAGAGGAGCUUAUGUUUACAACAGACUUCGAAUAACUCAAAGUCCCCCAAGAUUCAAUCACCACCAUAUCGCCUUGAAGAAACAGAGAAAAAUAUUUUUCGAUCAUCGACUAUACCACCACACAUUAACAACAGUGAAAUACAAUACGUCCUACCCUGGAAAUGCUCCCAAUAUCAACCGGAUUUCUACACCACCAGCUUCAGUAAUUCCCAAACUUGUGGUUUUAUCCAAGCACCAACUUUCAAGUAUUGCACCAACGAUUUACAGACUAAUAGUUUAUGCAACAGGUUUGAAAUGAAUGGACUCAGAUACAGACAUCCUGAUUUUGGGUUAUAACAGAUUGUACAUACUUCUUAAGAAUGUCAUUAGGAUUUAUUGCAUAUAAGUUAUUUGAUUUAUAAGAGAAUGUAUAAAAAUAUAUAAUCAUAUAUCAGUUUACAUAUAGAAAUAUAAUCACACCCUAUACAGAGGUGUUAUCCAGCUUAUCAGUCAUAGUGCAACAAGUAUAGUCAAAAUCAAAGAGUAACAAACUUAGAUAGAGGGAGUAUACGCAAUUUUCACAUGUCCCCAACAUCGUUUUAUUACGUUGUCGGAUUGUGAUAUAUUUUCAAAUCCACAAUUUUACUAUAUCA